AUGAACGCCUGGCUCACCGACGCCUCGAAUCUCCCUGGCCAGGAUAAUGGGGCCUUUCACCCAUCCACUAUCGACCCCUCUGCCGCUUUCCUCCACACCUCCCCGACUCCCCAGGACCCCAACCAAUUCCAGCGCAUGUUCAAUGGCGUGCCGCGGAAUGCCUCACCGGGCUUCCACAACCCAAACCAGGUGAUUCCGUCCAAGCGACCACGACCCGAGGAUGGGAUGCCCAUGUCACCGCGCCCAGCACCGGGCGUGACGGGAUCGCGCUCCCAAACCCCACACCAGAUGCCUUACCCAGGUUAUCAGGGGCCAACCAACGGUGCUGCGCAAUUCCCUCAACAUCCCACCCCGUAUCAACAUCUUCAGCAAGGAGCGUCGCCCAAUGUGACCCAGUCUCCCAUCAUGCAGGACUUUGACCAGCAGAGCGUUCGCAUGGGAACGGCCUCUCCAAGUCCCUUCUCGCCCGCGGGUCCGCAUGUUGGUCCUCAUAUGUCACCGUCGCAGUCGGAUCACGGUAGCCGAGUGAACACGCCACAGAACAACUUCAUGCCGCAGGGCUUCCCGCAAGGAAUGGGCGCUCAAUUCCAACCAGGACCGGGGAUGACCACGGCAGCCUCCCAACCGUCGAUGCAGGCGCCGAUGAGUGGCAUGCAACAAGUACCUCAAGGAUACCAUCAAGCAUUGGCAUCCCAACAGCAACGACUGCAUGCCAUGCAGAUGCAGAACCAGAACCGGCAAAUGAAUUCCAAUCCGGUAAUGGCCGGACGGCCGGUUCCUAGCGGCAUGAACCCCAUGGCAAAUCCUCAGCAGAUGGCGGCCAUGAGGCAAAUGCAACAACAGAACAUGGCGAAGCCCCCCAAUCCAGAAGGAUUCAUGCGAACCAUUCAAAAAUUCAUGAUGUCGCGAAACCUUCACAUGGAUCCCAAUCCGAUUGUCAGCGGCCGUCCGAUUAACCUGGUUCAAUUGUAUGCGACGGUCAUGAAGAUGGGGGGAUCGAAGAAGGUUACAGCGAUGAAUAUGUGGCCAGCAGUCGCGGCGCAGAUGCAGUUCCCCCAAGUGCAAUUUCCCAUGGCGGCUCAGGAGAUUCGGGAGCACCACCAGCGGAAUUUGGCUCCCUACGAACACGCAUUCAUCGCAUCCCAGCAAAAGCAGUAUGCAGAUCAGAUGCAGCAAGGUGGGAUGCCGCGACAGCCAAGUGACCCAUCGGGGAUGCAGUUCCAAUCACCCUCGGUGAAGCCCAGUCAAAGCUUCGAGCAGCCCCAGUCACUCGCGCCCUCACCCCAAACCAAUACCCCCGUCUCGAACAAUGCCCAAGCAAAUCCCGCCAACGGAUUCGUAACGCCGACUCAGGCUCGAAGCCAAGGCAAGCCAGCCCAGCACGGGCACCGAGCCAGUGUUUCACGCCAAUCGCAGUCAUCGGUUCCCCCGGCGGACGUUACGGGACAGUUUCCUGCACCUUCCGCAUCGCAACCGGGGAAGAACGCCGCACCAACACCUGGCCAGCAACCGGGACAGCCAGAUCAACAGUCAGAGCAGCCACUGAAGCGGCCCAUUGAGGAUUCUUUCAAGCCCACAGUUCUGAAAGAACACCGUCUGCACGGGCCCAUCGCUGUCGGUGAAAUGUACCAGCUUGGGGAGGAUAUCACUAGGCUAAAACCUGACGUUCCCAGUUAUCUUGAGCUGGGUUUGAUUGACAUACAUGCCCUGACGAUGAGCCUCAAGUCUGGAAUUCAUGCCGAAAUUCGUGUGGCUUUGGAUACCCUCGCCACCCUCUCCUGUGAGCCGGCGAUCCAGCUUGCUCUGGAAAAUUGUGAUGAUCUGGUCGAGAGCUUGAUUGACUGUGCCGAAGAUCAAGCAGACCUGUUGACUGAACACACCCCGGAGGAAUCUGAUGUCAUGCGUUUACGAUCGUACGAAGAGGUCACUCGCGGGUGCCAGUCCGAAUUCACAUCGCUCACAGACCCUCCCGAGUUUGGAAGCUUGGCCUACGAACUUGACCGGGCCGUGGACCGAUUGAUUUGCAUCGCUACCAUUCUGCGCAAUUUUUCGUUCAGCGAAUCGAAUUUUGGGGUGCUAGGAAUGCCCUCGGUUACUCAGCUCCUGUCCACCAUCUUCUACAACAUGGGCACUCGCACCCUGUUUCUGAGAAGCCACCAGAACACGUUGGAUUUCAUGAAGGAUGCAGUGAUCUUCAUGAGUAACCUGGCUCACGUCCUCCAAAUACCCGGGAAAGAUGAGGCACUGCAUUUGCUAAAUUUCCUUCUUGCCUUUGCGCCGUCACCCGUACCUACGGCGACACCUGACAAAGUGAUGUUCACUACUUUCAACUCCAACAUUCACCGAUAUACGCCCUCUGCUGUCGAUGGUCUCGCUAAACUACUGGCGCGAGAUGACCCAAAUCGAACUUUUUUCAAGGCUAUCUUCUCUGGGGAUGGUGCUGCCCCUCCACAGCCAGAGCUGCUCACCCGCACGUUUGGCCUUGCGAUUUCCUCGGUGCCUGAUAAAAAGCCACUGGCGGUCGCCGACACUCGCAAAGUCUUUUUGAUACAAGGCCUUCUGGCCGCUGAUGUCUUAACUACUUUUGCCGACGGCUCUCUCGCACAAGCGUGGCUCGAGUCUGUAGAUGGUUUUGCAAUCCAUCUCCUGAGGCUUUCCUGCGCGCUGUGUACGGAACGCAUGCCCCAAAUUACCAUGCGACAACGAGGGGGGCAAACUGAGGCUGAUGCCUAUGCAUUCAACUCGAUCAUCAACCGUGGAUUGGCUAUUCUACGCCGGCUCGCUGAAAAAACCAAACAAGCAGACAGUGCCUCCCCCCUCAGGCUUCCUUCGGGGAUUCUUCCUCGGAAAGAGAGCCUUCUCGGGGCCUUGCUACUCCCGACUGUCGACCCCGCUGUUGUGCGCCAACUCAUUACCUAUUCUCGGCUUGCAGAGUGA
Penicillium alfredii is the source of this 2937-nucleotide messenger RNA. Its product is annotated as putative ARID/BRIGHT domain protein (SWI1). Gene Ontology annotation, cellular component: SWI/SNF complex; nucleus. The record is from RefSeq and is a predicted model, not a curated record. Gene Ontology annotation, molecular function: transcription cis-regulatory region binding. The coding region runs from base 1 to 2937 and encodes 978 amino acids. Gene Ontology annotation, biological process: regulation of transcription by RNA polymerase II. Lineage: Eukaryota; Fungi; Ascomycota; Eurotiomycetes; Eurotiales; Aspergillaceae. The transcript has a single exon.